This is a messenger RNA of Branchiostoma floridae (Florida lancelet), 3274 nucleotides long. RefSeq lists its product as uncharacterized. NCBI's taxonomy places the organism in Eukaryota, Metazoa, Chordata, Leptocardii, Amphioxiformes, Branchiostomatidae. The record is from RefSeq and is a predicted model, not a curated record. Bases 48 to 2231 code for a protein of 727 amino acids. The transcript has 8 exons. Gene Ontology annotation, molecular function: protein binding.
CCUCAGUGCUAUUUGCAAUUUCAUACCUCAGUAGUACACUUUAAUAAAUGCGUCGGCAAACAAUAAAAGGUGACUUCCUCUUUUCAAGUUCCCCACCAAAUGACCUUUGUUCGACCCCCCUUUACUGCACUUGGGGCAAGAUGGCGGGCCGCGGUACGCUAGAGACAGUGGAGUGGAUCGACUACAGGGAUUUUAGCCCGGAGGAGUUUCUCGAAGAAGCCAAUGACUUUCCCCAGAUGGUGCAAAUAAGCGAGGGUUUCUACGGAGACGGAGAAAUGUGGAGUUUCUCCUCGGGACAGAUCUUUAAGAUCCACGGCGUCAAGACGCAGGAGAAAGUGGUGACCACGGUAGAGGGAGGGCGCGACACACCCGGAAGUAAAGUUGAGAAACUUCACAUCCCCCUCAACUAUGGGGGGUAUUUUGAAGUUUUACCGUCAGAACAAGAAGGUACAGACGUUGUCUACAACAGUGUAAGAGAGGUGGCGAAGAACUUUCCACGCUUCGUUUGUGUGGAUACGGACAUGUCCGUCACAAGUGAUAUGGGAGGGGUUCGGCUGCACCGCGGGGACCAGUUAGAACUGUUGGAAAACGCCAAGCGACCCACCAAGACUGGUCUGAGACCCUUUCUCAAGUGCCGCGUGAACGAUGACAAGGAGUGCUUCCUGCCUCACGAAUGCCGGGGAAGGUUUCUGGUGAUUCCCGACGAGAAUUCGUACACCAUCUCAGAGAUCAUAAAAAGGUUCCCCCUCCCUCGGCGUGUGCAGUUCUACGGCGGGUACAUCAACUACUGCUCCCCGGAGGUCAUGCAGUCGCUGGGGUACUCGUUCGAUGGCAUCCUGCGCUUAGAGGGGACCACGCUGGAGAAGUACCUCGUCGCCACCACUCAGGGUCUCACCCAAAAGACCAACGAAAACAAGAAAGAUCUCCUGGUUAUGCCUAUCAAGGCGAAAAUCAAGUUUUUAGUCGCCAAGGGACUGUUCGAACGAAGCUCCGAGUAUGAAACAGUUUUGACAGCCUUCAGUCGUGACUUUGACGUAGACAGGAUGUCGGAGCACCCGUACAUGAGUUUUGAGUUCGCCCCCCUGACGUACCCCGACGAGGAACCGCCGCCACCCCCAGCUCGGGGCCAGUGCGAGGAGCCGCCCGUGCCCGGAGCAGACGAGGCUCCGCCCAAUGUGGACCGCUCCAGCAAGCCGGACAGCCUCGUGAGAGAGUUAACUACUCCGCGAGCAUCAACAUCUUCACAAGCUGAAUCAGAGAACUACGAUUAUGACAGUAAUGAGGAAGACUAUGAGACCAUAUCGGACGAUGACUAUGAUAGCGUGCCGGAGGGCAUAACACCUCCCGUAAAAGGAGAAACCAGACCUGCAAUACCACCAGAAGAGGGAGAAUACGAAUACAUCGACGAAGACAGGUGCACUUCGCCUGGCGGCGCUGCUGCGGCUGACUCAAGGCAGAAGGCACCCCAGGCCCAGGCCCAGCAAAACCCUUUGGCAACGGAACUCAAAAAUCUGUUCUCCCAGCGUCCACCACCCACCAAGACAACAACUCCUAUCCGCCAAGAUCCACAUGUCAGUAAAGGACCACCUCCCAUACCAUCCGUGGCACAAGCAGCGCUUCCUCCUUUCGGUGGAGUGAAAUUGCCAACAUCACCAAAGCCUACUUCAAGUCCAACCAGCACAGGAAAAGUUGCACAAAGCCACAAAUCCGCUUCCCCCAAGACCCCUAUCCCUAAACCUCCUGUUGCGCCAAGACGAAAAACAUCAUCUUCCUCAGAUAUAAAAUCGGUUGAAGGCUCGGCCAGUCCUAGCCAGCCGCACAAGCCUGACCCGGGCACAAAGCCAUCAAAAGUGACGGGUCGGGUCUCACCACUGCGGGCAGUUAAACCUGUGGGAACUGAAGUUAAAGCUGAAGACAAGAAAGAAGAAGGCGAACACAUUGGCGUAAUCCACAGUGCACAGAGGAAAGCAGCAAGUGGGCAAAGAGAGACGUUCUCCAGUCUGAGUGAUGUGCCGGCAAACCUCUCCCAACUGUCCAUCAAGCAAGUCAGCAACUGUCUCCAGCUGCUCAACAUGGCCGAGUAUGUCCCAAGAUUCGAGAGGGACCAGGUCGACGGGAACUUGAUGUGUGAGCUGGACCGAGAGAUGCUGACAGAGAUGGGCGUGUCACGUGUCCACAGCAUGAAGCUCAAGAAAUUCAUCAAGGGAUGGCGGCCAAACGCAGAUAACUGAGUUUCGGUGACUAUUUUAGAUGUUCAUGGAAGCUCAUCUGUGUUGGUAGUUUUCACAGUACAUUUUAAGCUAAACUUUCUUCCAACACAAAGUUAUACACGGAUCAAAUUUUCAACGACUACUGUUGCCUUCGUCAGGAUCAAUAAUGAUCCUAGCACGUUUGACCAAUUGCUGACGUCACGUAUCCGAAAGAUCACGUGUCAAGACCUCUAGCUAAACUUAAGUCAUAAAUGAAGUCAUAGUCGGCGAGAAAACGACAAUGAACAGUACUAUAUAGCUAGUUACCUGAUUUCUAACUAAAGUGAUGAGUUUCAAAAAGAGAAUUGUUUCAACUCGGCUGCCUUAUCACACAUACCUAUUUUAUUGCUUGUGUUCUCGACGUUACAGUCAGACUGCAAUCAUGCAUUAGAACUUGAUGUAUAUGUAACGCUAUGAAUUCGGAAACUAAUGUACAUUGUCAUGAAUUGAUAGUAAAAAUCAGUCUUGGCAGUUCAUAUUUCUACAAUGUAUAAUUAUUAGCAACACAUUUUAGAUCUGCACAUAUCAUAUGCAGUAUCCGUAAACAGCAUAAUAUUACAUAUAUGCGGCUGUACAAUGAAUUAUUUGUAUACCUGUUCCAUUGGUGCUUAUUUCCUAUUAUAUUAACGCUCCGCUGCAUGGCGCAGAAUUAUUGGUCAAGUUCCAUAUAUACAUAUUUAUCAGAGCCGUCCCAUACCGCACGCAAAUUAUAAAGUCAUACCUUGAUACCCUGCGACCAUGGAAUGUAAUGACUAUGCUGAUGAGAGUACCAAUACAAUAUGAAUAUGCUUUAUGUUCUGUUGUAGUGUCCUCAACUAUUCACAUGAAAGUAAAUAUGUUGAUAAGCAUCCUUUGUCAUUUCUAAAAGCAACCAUUGAAUGAUAAAGAAAUCGUGAUUUUUUAAAUAAACGGAUACAAGACGGAAGAUCCUGAAUUUGUCUCUGACAGCCUUAGCCUUUUUUCUGUCCCAUGGCACUUUCAUUUUUCUAUGUCCUUUCAAUGAAUAAAACACAGGUACAAUUUCA